GCGUCGCGCGAAGGCCGAAGGGGGAGUGUUCAUCAGGUUCUCGCUUGUGUGUGUGGGGCUGCUGGGGGGAACCCGGAGGGCUGAAAUGCCUCGGUACGCGCAGUUGGUCAUGGGACCCGCAGGUAGCGGGAAGAGCACCUACUGUGCCACCAUGGUCCAGCACUGUGAAGCCCUCAAUCGGUCUGUCCAGGUUGUGAACCUUGAUCCUGCAGCAGAACACUUCAAUUACUCUGUGAUGGCUGACAUCCGGGAAUUGAUUGAGGUGGAUGAUGUAAUGGAGGAUGAUUCUCUGCGGUUUGGUCCCAAUGGAGGAUUGGUAUUUUGCAUGGAGUACUUUGCUAACAAUUUUGACUGGCUGGAGAACUGUCUUGGCCAUGUAGAAGACGACUAUAUCCUUUUUGACUGUCCAGGUCAGAUUGAGUUGUAUACUCACCUGCCUGUGAUGAAACAGCUGGUCCAGCAGCUGGAGCAGUGGGAGUUCCGAGUCUGUGGCGUUUUUCUUGUUGAUUCUCAGUUCAUGGUGGAGUCAUUCAAGUUUCUUUCUGGCAUCUUGGCAGCCAUGAGUGCAAUGAUCUCUUUAGAAAUUCCACAAGUUAACAUCAUGACAAAAAUGGAUCUGCUGAGUAAGAAAGCUAAAAAGGAAAUUGAAAGGUUUCUAGAUCCAGACUUGUAUUCUUUGUUGGAAGAUUCUGCAAGUGACUUAAGAAGCAAAAAAUUCAAAAAAUUGACUAAUGCUAUAUGUGGACUGAUUGACGACUACAGCAUGGUUCGAUUUUUACCUUAUGAUCAGUCAGAUGAAGAAAGCAUGAACAUUGUAUUACAGCAUAUUGAUUUUGCCAUUCAGUAUGGAGAAGAUUUGGAAUUUAAAGAACCAAAGGAACAUGAAGAUGAAUCCUCUUCUAUGUUUGAUGAAUAUUUUCAAGAAGGCCAGAAAUGAAUGAAGAUUUUGCUAAAAUGUAACUAUAUAUGUGAAAAGCUUGUGACUGAAACUGCAGAACAUUAUUCUCUUAGGACGAUGCAACAGUAGAAAGCUACAUAUUUUAAUGAAAAAUAUAAUACUUAGCGCUUUGCAGCAUGUAUGAAUCGAGUUCUGAGUUAUUCUGAAACUGCUGCUGUUUAAAGUGGAAUCAUUUGGUAUUAUUUUGACAGUAUCAGUUUAGAAUUUAAAAGUUGAAAUUGAAAUGAAUGCAUAUAGAUUUGUAUAUAACAUAAAGUAGCACCUGUGGUACAGUUAGGACCAGUCUAAUUUAAUUUUACUGUGUGAUUUUUGUUGUUUUUGAGGGGUUUUCUGGGGAGUGGGAAUUAUUUUAACAAAAUAUACAUAUGUGUAUAUGGUCAACAGAAAAAAUCUGAAAGGAUAUAGCUAAGAACAUUGCUUUACCUGUAUCUUCCAGUUUCUCUACAUUGAAAAUGUAUUAUUUCUAUAAUUAAAAAAUUAAAAGUAACUUUUUUGAAAUACAUAUUAUAUAUAUUAUAUGUAUAGAAGAAAUAGGUAGCACAAACCUUUCAUUACCCUCUUGUUUUUCAAUCAGAAUUUGAAAUACUCAGGGCAAAUGUUUCAGUGAGUAAGUUUCCCUAAGUAACAAAAUGUAGGCAGUGCUUUUUUUUUAAUGCAAUUUGUAGUCUCUGAGAAUUUAGAACAAGAAAUGAUGUGAUUUUUUUCCUUUUAAAUUUCUUGCUUCAGUGUUUCUGAGUUCAUUUGGUUGGGUAUAUGAGCAGGCCCUGGGAAAUGACUAGUCAGUAAACAAAUACUUAUUUCUCAGCAUCCACUAUAGGCCAGUUACUGUGAUUUAGUAAGUGCUGCCAGGCAUUGUGUUAAGAAACGCUUAUUUACAUAAUCUAUUUCAUUUAAUCCUCAUAACAAACCAAGGUCAUUUGAUGAGAGGUCAUCCAUCUGAUUCAAAUUAAGCUCUUAUAGAAAACCUGCAUCUCAAGUUAAAUUUUUUGGUUUUUUUUUUUUUUUUUUUUUUGCUUUGUAAUCAGUAUAUUAUGGAGACAUUCAUACAUUUCAAGAAUCGCUUAAAUUCCGAUAUCUAGAUUUAAGCCUGUGAACAUAAGUUGACUUUAAACAUAUGAUUAAACCUAUUCAUAAUUUGUUAUACUACCACCAUUAAAUUACAGUUACUUUGGAGCAUAAGUUAAAUGGUUUAAAGUGCGCCUAAGGCACACCUUCCUGUCUCAUAUAUGCAGAUUUCUCCACAUAAAGAUCACUUCACCUUAACUUCUAAGUUACCCAGCUCCUGCAGUCACUACUUUGGAGCUUAUCAUGGUCCAAAGAGAAGCAGGGAAAAAUGUAACCAGGACUGAUCAACAUAUUAAUACAUAUAUUUUUAAAAAGGCAUAGCAGGGUGGUAGAUACCUGAAACUAUCAAACUACAACCCAGAACCCAUGAAUCUCGAAGACAGUUGUAUAAAAAUGUAGCUUAUGAGGGGUGAC
Choloepus didactylus (southern two-toed sloth) is the source of this 2437-nucleotide messenger RNA. It is a transcript of the gene GPN3, whose product is annotated as GPN-loop GTPase 3. Lineage: Eukaryota; Metazoa; Chordata; Mammalia; Pilosa; Megalonychidae. Bases 86 to 937 code for a protein of 283 amino acids. The transcript has 8 exons. Gene Ontology annotation, molecular function: GTPase activity. The record is from RefSeq and is a predicted model, not a curated record.